Molecule: messenger RNA, 2182 nt
Organism: Argentina anserina (silverweed cinquefoil)
Lineage: Eukaryota; Viridiplantae; Streptophyta; Magnoliopsida; Rosales; Rosaceae
Product: GTP-binding protein BRASSINAZOLE INSENSITIVE PALE GREEN 2, chloroplastic
Exons: 3
Coding region: 14-1762 (582 amino acids)
Cellular component (GO): mitochondrion
Molecular function (GO): GTP binding
Source: RefSeq, a predicted model, not a curated record
AUUGAAAAUCCCAAUGAUGAUAGCUCGAACUCAAUCCCUCUCAAAACUAAAGCCCCUCAUCUCCAUCUCCCUCAUCUCCCAAUCCCUCACCCCUAAACAAACCCCAUCUCCACAUCUCACUCCAAACCCUAACCCUAACCCCCAAUCCCAAACCCCAUCAAAGCCUCCGCCUUUACUCUUCUUCAAACCCUUCUCCUCUCUCCCUCUCAUCCGCGACGGAAACUACGAUGACUCCCCAACCGCCUCCGCCGCCGCCGUCUGCCCCGGUUGCGGGGUCCACAUGCAGGACUCGGACCCCAAAACCCCAGGCUUCUUCCUCAAACCCUCGAAAAAGGACCCCAGAACCUACAAACUGGGGCCCCAUCUCGAACCGGUCGCCCUAGAAUCCGAAUUCAACGAAGCCCUGAAGAAGGGUUUGAUAAUCGAGCCCCAAAACUUGGAUUCGGGUUCGGAUUUGAGUGAUUUGGGAUCGGAAUCGAAGCCGGAAAAGCCGGUAGUGUGCGCCAGAUGCCAUUCUCUGAGGCAUUAUGGGAGAGUGAAGGAUCCAACGGUGGAGAAUCUGCUGCCGGAGUUCGAUUUCCAUCACACGGUGGGGAGGAAGCUGGCAUUGGCAUCAGGGACAAGGCAGGUGGUGUUAAUGGUGGUGGAUGCUGCCGAUUUCGACGGCUCAUUUCCGAAAAAAGUGGCCAAGUUGGUGUCUGAUACGAUCGACGAGUUUUCCACUGCUUGGAAGCAGGGGAAGGCUGGAAAUGUGCCGAGAAUCGUGCUAGUUGUGACCAAAAUUGACCUGUUGCCGAGCUCAUUGGGGCCGACUAGGUUGGAGCAUUGGGUUAGGAGCAGAGCAAGGGAGGGAGGGGCGGAGAAGAUUACGAGUGUGCAUUUGGUGAGUGCAGUGAGAGAUUGGGGGUUGAGGAGUUUGGUGGAGGAUGUGGCCAGCUUAGCAGGGCCGAGGGGUAAUGUGUGGGCGAUAGGGGCGCAGAAUGCCGGGAAGAGUACUUUGAUCAACGCGAUAGGGAAGCAUGGUGGAGGGAAGAUUACUCAUUUGACUGAGGCGCCGGUGCCGGGGACUACAUUGGGGAUUGUGAGAGUGGAAGGUGUGCUUCCUGGUAAGACUAAGCUGUUUGAUACGCCGGGGCUUUUGAAUCCUCAGCAGAUUACAACUAGGUUGACUAGAGAGGAGCAAAAGCUUGUGAAUAUUAGCAAGGAGUUGAAACCGAGGACCUACAGGAUCAAGGAUGGCUAUUCAGUUCAUAUUGCUGGGCUUAUGAGGCUGGAUAUAGAAGAAUCAUCUGUAGAUUCUGUUUAUGUGACAGCAUGGGCAUCUCCUUAUCUCCCAUUACACAUGGGAAAAACAGAAAAUGCAUCUGAAAUGGUAGAGAAGCAUUUUGGCCGUCAGUUACAGCCACCAAUUGGUGAGAAUAGAGUUAAGGAGCUUGGACAGUGGGUGAGAAAGGAGUUCCACAUCAGUGGAAACAGCUGGGAUUCAAGUUCGGUGGACAUUGCUGCUGCAGGUCUUGGCUGGUUUGCUGUCGGACUUAAAGGAGAGGCAGUUUUGAGUGUUUGGACUUAUGAUGGAAUCAAUGUUGUUCUUCGCAAUUCAUUACUUCCUAAUAGAUCAUACAAUUUUGAAGUUUCCGGGUUUACAGUCUCUGAAAUUGUCUCGAAGGCUGACAAAGCUUCAAAUAAGUCACAGCGUCAGAAUGAGAAGAAGAAGAAGAAACAAUCUGACCACCAAAAGGAAAAGGACUCUGUCACCUGCUAAUAUCAUAUUGGAACCGUCGUGGCUGAACUUCCGUAUAGGACUGGAUGUCUACUGAGCAAAGGAUUUGUGAAAGUGUUCCAACUGUUGUUCAUCAAUUACACUACACGUGAGUGAGGAAUGCUAGCAAGCUGCAUACUUUUGGCUUCCUAUUCAAGCCGAGAUGAUUUUUGCCAGGCACAAUAUCCAGAACAGCUUCAUUGCAUUGCUAGUGAAAGGUGGCUCACACAAGGAUGAAACCUAUGAUCUCUACCUAUGGUUUCUCAACCAAUAAGUGCAUCAGCCUGGUUUCUCAUACCAUUUUUCAUGGGUUUCUCAUCAUGUGACUUUACUUGCAUUACUGUAUAUUACUUCUUCCCUUGUAAAUUAUAACUUGUUAGUCUCAAGACUAGCAAUUAUCAGUUGAGGUGUGAUCAUUUCAUA